AUGGUACAGGCCCCAGAUCUGGCCUCAGUGUGUUUCUAUGUGACACUUUAUGUUGAUGCUCCUGAUUGGCCAACAGAGAGCGCUGCAUCACUUGUUCUCAACAGAAUGUUCCAGAAGGAAAUUGAUGAAGAAGAAGAUGACUAUGUUAAUGCUCCAGCCUGGACUGUGGAUAAAGUGGCAGCCCCUCCAGACCAGAGGUCUGUCUUCUUCUCUCAGUCUUUUCCACUGAUAGCAGUGUGUUGGCUGAUACUGGUAGUCAUCAUGGGCCUUCGUAUCUACUUUGAUACACUAAGUCAUCAGAGUGAUGAAAGUGAGCUGGUGGCUGCCAAUCGUAACCUGACAAACCUCAACAACAAACUCAGCUUAGACAAUGAGAAGUUGAGGAGGGACAACAACAAUCUGACAGAACAAAUACAAAACAUGGAGAUAAACUGGAAUAAACUCAACGUCAGUCAAGUGUGUAAAGUUUGUCAGAAUGGCUGGUUACUCAGCGGGUCUAACUGCUAUGCGUAUAAUAACGCUCCUCUUGCUGAUCGAAAAACCUGGGAAGAAGCUCGAAAAGACUGCAGAGGAAAGGGUUCAGAUCUGGUUGUUGUACAUAAUGAAGAGGAAAAGUGUGCACUCAAUGAAUUUAGCUGGGGUAGUUCAGGAACUAAUGGGUACUGGUUUGGCCUGAAAGCUGAAGCUGGGAGAUGGAAGUGGAUUGAUGGAAGUGAUCUGACUGUAAGCUACUGGACACCACAACCACCUCCUCCUGCAACUGAUGGUCAGUGUGUAAUGUCUGUCCAGAACGUAGGAUGGAGAUCAGUGAACUGUGCUGAGAAAAAACAAUGGAUCUGCCAAAAGAAGGCUUUAUCUGUUUAA
Messenger RNA from Perca flavescens (yellow perch), 864 nucleotides. RefSeq names its product CD209 antigen-like protein A. The record is from RefSeq and is a predicted model, not a curated record. Lineage: Eukaryota; Metazoa; Chordata; Actinopteri; Perciformes; Percidae. The transcript is spliced from 7 exons. The coding region runs from base 1 to 864 and encodes 287 amino acids.